Molecule: messenger RNA, 8304 nt
Organism: Effrenium voratum
Lineage: Eukaryota; Dinophyceae; Suessiales; Symbiodiniaceae
Source: the annotation of a GenBank genome assembly
AUGCCGAAACUGGUAUGGGGAAGGCUUUGCUCAGUGACGUUGCUGACCUUGCUUGCAGUCAAUGCUGACGAUCGCUUGCGGCAGUCUGAAUUGAUUGAGCGUUCGGCCAAUCGAAGCACCUGGAGACAGCGGUUGCUGCAGACGACGACAGUGUCCACACAGACAUUCCCUGGCUUCAACACGAAGCGCUCCGAGCUGUGCGUGAGCCAGGGUCAGUCGAUCACACCUCCAGAGGUCCUUCCUAGCUCUCUGGAACUCUGUGCGUACUGCACAAAACCGGAGCUGGAUCCCUGCGUCUACGACGUCUCGGAGUGCGGCAGCGUGUCACAGGGCUCCACCUGCCGGGUGCGCUGCAAGGUUCCUUACCUGGGAGCCUCCAGCGUGGCAUUGUGCCCCGCCAGCGGCUCGCUCGUGGAGGAGAACCUCACCUUCCAGCUGCCCAACUGCGUGCCGUCGCUGGAGGAGGGCAAGGUCUCUUGCCCCAACCCAGCGUCGAUUCCGGCGGGCUAUCGCCAGGUUCAGGAGACGGGCGGCUGGGCAUGCUCGACAGGCUACCAUGGAGAGGCGCUGCGCCAGUGCACGCUGCUGUACCAGGAAGGCUCCUGCGUGUUGCAGGCGGUUUUCUCCGGCUGCAGAGCGUUGACCACUUGCCGGGCCGCAGAUCCUCCGAUAGACUAUCCGGACCUGGCGGGAGGAGUGCCCUCCUGUGGGUAUGACACCAGCCGCUGUCAGAAUGUGUUGAACGGGGAGUCCUGCCGCAUCGGCUGCCGGGCGCCAUUUAGUGGGCCCAUGGUCACUGCCAGAUGCCCUGCGACCAACACGGACUCCAACCAGAAGUUGACUUAUGAACCGCCGAAGUGCGAGAAGCUGUGUCCCAGCCCGUCCCUCGAGGAGGCGGGCCCAGGGUACCUCUACGAUGUCUCCAACGACGCCUGGUCCUGCGCCCCCGCGUAUGCGGGGGAAGCGGUCAAGAUGUGCGAGAUAGACAACAGCUGCCAGCGGAGCGUGUGGAUGAGCGGAUGCCUGCUGCUGGUGCCCUGUGAAGCUCCGAAUCUGGAUCCUUGCAGGUAUGACUGGUCCAGCUGUGGGGACCUUGCGGCCGGCACUGAGUGCCAGAUAGGCUGCAAGCCACCCUACGAAGGUGAAAACCUUCCGGCCCUGUGCCCCGCGAACAACUCCCAGCUGAGCCCGCUCAUUUACCAGGCGCCUUGGUGCAACUUGAACUGCCCGGACCCCCUGCCACUUCCGGAAGGCUACUCCAAGCUGGGUACCGACUUCAAGUGCGUUGCUGGCUACACAGGUUUCGCUGACCGGACCUGCUCGGUGAACCCAGAUUGCUCCUAUGAGGUCACCCUCAGAGGCUGCGACAAGCUGGUGGGCUGCAAGGGCCUACCGGAGCUUCCGGCCUGGCCUGCUCCGGGCAACAGGUGUGAGCUGGACAUCAGCGACUGCCAGCGCCAAGUGCCGUUGGGCGGAUCCUGCGAGGCCCGAUGCUUAGCGCCCUUCACCGGCGCCAAGAAAAACCUGCGCUGCCCGACCCGCAACACGGACCCCGAGAGGACUGUGGACUUCAGUAUGCCAGGGUGCAGCCUCGCGGAUUGCCCAGAGCCGGUGCCCCGCGGCUACGCCAAGACCGCGGAGGCCUGGCGCUGCGCGCCGGGCUUCGGCGGCACGGUGCUAAGCAGCUGCACCACUUGCGGCAGGCUGGUGCUGAGCGGCUGCUCGACAGCCAUCCCUUGCCGAAGGUUGGAGGUGGAGGACAGCUGCCGCUACAACGUGAGCGACUGCUCUGAAUCCAUGGGUGCCGGGGAGUCCUGUACCAUCAGCUGCGGGAACGCAUACAAAGGGGAAGACACCAUUGGCCUUUGCCCGGCGGACAACAUUGAACCCGAUGGGGAGAUGGUGGCAGAGCUUCCAGAUUGCCAGCUCUACUGCUCCGACCCAGACCCCAUGCCGGCAGGCUACGACCUCUUUGUGGACUACUUGGGCCGCCGGGAGUUCAGAUGCGCCGCGGGCUACAUCGGCAGAGCCCGGAGCGAGUGCUUGCUGCUCGAGGGCUGCUCUACCGAGCUGCGGCUCACUGGCUGUAUCAAGUUGGAGCCCUGCACGCCUCUUCAGCUGCCCCACUCAGAGCGCUACGACAUGGCAGGCUGCGAUCGGGUCAUGCCGGGGCAGUCGUGCCGCGUGUCCUGCGCGGCUCCGUGGAGUGGCCCGCAGGCCUUUGCCAGCUGCCCUGAGAACAACGUGGACGCCUCGCAGCCGCUGCUGUUGCCGGAGGACUUCUACAUGGAUCGGUUUGGGGUCGUCUACAAUCGCCUAUGGCCACCCUUGUGCAGCUUGCGAUGUGACUCCAUCCCGCCCGGGUACGAGAAGGUUUACGGCCAGUGGCGCUGCGCCAACGGGUUCCUGGGCACCGCGCAGAAGGGCUGCGGCCCGCGGGGCGCCUGUCGGGAGGCCAUCCAGCUGGAAGGCUGCUCCCAAUUGCUUCCAUGCACUAUCCCCGAUCUGGAUGCUUGCCAGUUCGACGUCAGCGGGUGCGGAGGCUUUCAGCGCGGAACCAGCUGCGAGGUGAAGUGUCGAGCUCCUUACAACGGCACAUCCUCGCCCAUGUUCUGCCCAGUGAACAACACGGAGACGCAAGGAGGUCUCGUCGGGGAGAUGCCGGACUGCGAAAUCGAGGCAUGUGCAGAUCCAGAUGUCAUACCUCCGGGCUAUGUGCGCAUUGAUGGCCGCUGGGCCUGCGCCGCCGGGUUCACCGGGCUCGCGGAGAAGCGCUGCGUGGCGGAGAAUCCGCUGCCCGUCUCGGAGAAGCAGGCACGCUUGGACCAGUAUGGCCUAGAGCCCCCCAACUGUCUGGUCCGGGGCUACCUCACAGGCUGUGUGGUGGCAGAGCCUUGCGCCGCACUGCUCAUCGAGGACAGCUGCAAGUUCAGCGUGCGAUGUGACAUGGAGAUGGCCCAAGAGGGCCUGGUGGUCAACUCGCUGGCCGCCGGCCAGUCGUGCGAGGUGGUUUGCAAGCCGCCAUACAAGGCCGCCAGCAGUUUCAUCCAAUGCCCGGCCACGAACACCAACAGCUCCACGCCGCCGGCGUGGCAGCCGCAGAUUUGCGAGCUGGACUGCCCAGAGGUGAAGCCGCCUGAGGGUUACCAGAUGGAGCUGGAGAACAGCAGCAACAUCAGCGAGGAGGAGGUGCAGCUCCUUUGCGCGGAGGGCUUCACCGGCAGCCCCAUCAGGAGCUGCCAGUUGCUGGAGGGAUGCCGCAGUGCGACUGUCUUCAGCGGCUGCCAAAGGCUUCGUCCUUGCGCUGCCUUCAGCAGUUUUGCCUGCGGCCUGCAGGCCGACCCUUGCGGUCUGCCAGGGGAGAUUUGCAAAGUCACUUGCAGCCAAGGCUACGAAGGCGGGCCCUUCUUUGGCACUUGCCCCGCAGACAACACCGUGCCGCAGAGGCCCUUGGACUUUGAUGAGCCGCCUUCCUGCCAGAGGACAUUCCCAACGGACGGGUGCUACGAACCUGAAGAGUGGCCGACAGGCUAUGCUCGCUUCAAUGGCACCGGGGAUUGGAUCUGUGCGGAUGGCUACGUAGGCACUCCCCAGGAGACCUGUGUGCCCGACGAGCCCUGCGGUGCGUCGCUGCAGCUGUCUGCCUGCCUGCCGCAACAGCCCUGCCAAGCCCUGCAGAUGGACAGCUGCCGCUAUGAAGCAGUAGGAUGCUCGGGAGUUCUGGGUGGCGAGACCUGCGAGAUCCGGUGCCGCGCGCCGGCGGAGGGCGAUUCAGCGCUGGCCAGCUGCCCUGAGCUCAACACGGACCCCGCCCAGGAGCUGAUCUACACGCUGCCAAGCUGCAUCGUUCCCAGCUGCCCCAAUCCUGUGCCUCUCACGGCCGGAUAUGAGGAGGAAGAGAACGGCACGCUGGCCUGCGCUGAGAAGUUUGCAGGCACGCCGGAGGUGUUUUGCACCUUCACCGGCGACUGCAGCACCUUGGGCCGAUUGGAGGGCUGCCUGCCUCUGCAAGCCUGCGUUGGGCCGGCAGAACUGGACAGCUGCAAGUACAGCAUCAAUCUGUGCGAGGACGGGCCUUUGCUGGAUGUGCCCGGGGGCAGCGACGGGUACCUCACCGUGAAGCCAGGGGGAGGCUGCGAGCUGAGCUGCCGCGGCCGCUUCGUGGGCCCCAAUCAAAUUGGAAGGUGCCCGGCGAACAACACCGACCCAUUUCAGCGCUUGAUAUACGACCCACCCCUCGCUUGCGAUUGUCCAGAUGACCUAGCCGAGUGGCCGGCAGGUUACAAUCAGACAGGCGUCAUCUCCAAUGAUGGGCCCGCUCAGGAGGGCGACUGGUACUGCGAAGACGGAUACGGUGGCGAACCGGAGGUGCUGUGCACGGUGCUGGACGGCUGCGUGCCGCAGCUGGUCUUCCAGGGCUGCGGAGUUCUGCAGCGCUGCCGGCCCAUGAACAUGUCCAACCCCCCGUGCGAGUAUGACAUCUCGCCGUGCAACCGCAGCCUCGAUGGCGGGGAGAACUGUGAGGUGUCUUGCCGUCUGCCGGCGGUGGGUGCUGCGGUGAACGCCAGCUGCCCUGAGGACAACAUUGUGCCAGACCAGGAAUUGAUGUCUGCCUACUUGGACGAUGAGGGCGAGCUGCGCUACAAGCGCUUUGAGUUCCCAGUCUGCGUGACUCCCAGCUUCUGCCCGGACCCGGUGCCCAUGGAGCCCGGGUACAACAGGACUGGAGUCGAAGGUGGACCAGCAGAGGACAACUAUGGGUGUGAUGAGGGGUAUUCCCCUUCGCCAAGGGUGAAGCGCAGCUGUGUGAUGUCGAACAGCUCCGGCAGCGUCGCGUGCUCUCUGGCGCCGUUCUUUGAGGGCUGUCUGCCCAUCGUGAACUGCAGCGGUAUCGACUCUCGUAUGGUGGACACCUGCCGUUUUGACAUCUCCAGCUGCCCAGAUAUUUUCCUGCCGGGCGAGGUUUGCGAGGUGAGCUGCCGCGCUCCCUUCUACUCCGGCAGCAUGACGGGCUUGGCGACGUGCCCUGAGGACAACACCGACCCCGCACGGCAGAUCAACGUCCCGCAGGAUGUGGUGUGUGAGCAAGCUUGUCCUGAGCCAGACCCAGUUCCUUCUGGCUAUGUCAAGGUGGAUGGUCAGUGGCAGUGCGCUUCCGGGUACCUGGGCACGGCGUCUGCGGACUGCUCUGUGGUAUCUAUCUUUUCAAGCGCCACACGCACAUCAAUUUGCGAGGCGCGGGUGGUGCUUACAGGCUGUGAGCCCAUGGCAAGCUGCCUGCCGCCCACCCUCAGUACGUGCAUAUAUGAUACCUCCGACUGCAACGGCGUUCUCUCGGGCACCAACUGCUCCAUCCGCUGCAGAAGUCCUCCCUACGAGGGCCUGGCCACCAACGGCUCCUGUCCCUAUGGGAACUUGGACCCCUUCCUCGUGGUGGACUUCGUGCCGCCCACUUGCGAGCUGCGAUGCCCGCCCCCAGCUCAAGAGGACCUACCCGAUGGCUACAACUACACCGGUGGCAGCUACGUGUGCCAAGAUGGGUGGUUUGGCUCGGCUAAUGCGGAGUGCAUCACCAACAGCGAGGACUGCAGCUUCGGGGUGGCCUUGACGGGCUGCGGCCAGAGCUCUCCCUGCGUGGGCUUGAAUGAGAGCCAUGCUGCUGGCUCCUGCUUCUUCGAUGUGACCCCACAGGCGUGCAACAUCGAGGACCCCACCUUCCCGCAGGCAAACUUCGGCCGUGGCCCGGGCGGGAGAUGUACCGUGAGCUGCCGACCUCCCUGCUCGCCCCAGGAGGGCAUGCCCUACUACGAGUCCUUGAUCUGUCCCGCCAGCAACCUCAACGCCCAGCUGCCGUUGCAGGGCAACUUGCCCAACUGCUCCUUCGACUGCGACCCAUUAGAACGGCAAGGGGGCUACUCGAAGGGCGCGGACGGAGAAUGGACCUGCGCAGAGGGUUUUUCUGGCGAGGUGGUGCCGCUUUGCUGGGCUGGAGAGGUUUGUGAGGAUCAGAUGAUGCUCACUGGAUGUUUGCCACAGCAGCCCUGCGUAGCGCCGGUCAUCACAGACAACUUCUGCUUCUACGAUGUCGCGGACUGUGAAGGCGUCCCUGCGGGCGGCUCGUGCUUCGUGCGCUGCAAAGCGCCUUACUACCUGGGCAGCAUCAGGCCUGCCACCUGCCCGGGCAACAACACGGACCCUUUGGGCGCGGCCGAGCUGCCGGUGCGGCCGGUGUGCAACUGGAACCCCGCGGAGAGUUGCCCUGAUCCAGCAACUGCACCAGCAGGCUACUUCUUCGACGACCAGACGGGCACCUGGAACUGCGCCCCCGGCUACGCCGGCACCGCGGUGCGUCGCUGCGCGCUGCGCCCGGUGAACCCCAACUCCAAGGAGUGCACCCCGGAGGCCCAGUUCUCGGGCUGCGCCGCGCUGACUCCAUGCGUUGAGCCCCAGACGAACGACUGCCGCUUCAACACCUCCCUGGCGGCCAAUCUCACGCCGGGCAGCGUGGGGCUCAUCUACUGCCAGGUGCCCUAUGAUGGUGUGCCCACCGCAGCCAUGUGUCCCUGGGACAACAACGCCCCGGGUCAGGAGCCGGUCUAUGACUUGCCUAUUUGCGAGACCGCCUGCCCCCACGCAGUGGGCCAGACGACACCGCCCGGCUUCGUGUGGGACGACGUGGCCAAGUUGUGGGGCUGCCUCCCUGGGUACCGGGAGCCAGCAGAGGUGAACUGCACCACAAACAUCGCCUGCGAGUGGAAGCUGGACUUCGGGGGCUGCGAGCUCCUCGAAUCGUGUGCCGACCUGAACCUCUCCAGCUGCGUGGUGGAUACGGACGACUGCGUGGGUCUCACCGGCGGCGAAAGCUGCACAGUCCGCUGCAAGCUGCCAGACUUUGUCGGCGCGAGCACUGUUGCGCAAUGCCCCGAAGGGAACAUUGUGCCGGAACAGGUGCUCGAGCUGACGAUGCCAGACUGCCAGGUGACUUGUUCAGACCCAGACCCUUGGCCGGUCGGCUACCGCAAGACCAGCUCGUGGGAAUGCGCCACUGGCUAUGCGGGAGUUGCUGUGAAGAGCUGUGUGACAUCUUCGUACGCGGAGGGCUGCAUUACCACGUCAGUUCUCAGUGGGUGUUUGCCCAUCGUGCCCUGCAAAGCUCCAGAUGCUCGGACACAGCCUCCCUGCUACUACGACACCUCUGCCUGCGGCACGGUGGACGCGGGCUCCUCCUGCCUUGUGCCUUGCCUGGGGCCCUACACGGGGGACAUCGGCUUGGGCACGUGCGUGGUGAACAAUACGGACCCGCACAGGCCGCUGCAGUACGCGUGGCCAGAGUGCUUCCUGGACCCAUGCCCCGACCCAGCAGUGGUCCCCGCGGGCUACGUGAAGCAGGGAGGCAACUGGAGCUGCGCAGACAGCUUCGUGGGAAGCGCAAGCAUCUCUUGCGUUGCAAGCCCCGUGGAGCCAGGUGCAGGAGCACAGUGCAACAUCAGCAGUGUGCUCAGCGGCUGUGUUGGCCAGGUGCCGUGCCCGCCGCUGCCGCUGGAUGCAUGCAUGCUGGACGCUUCCAACUGCAGCGCUGGCGUGGCAGCUGGGUCCUCCUGCGAGGUGGCCUGUAAGUACCCCUAUGAUGGCGUGCCCGGGGAGGCCAUUUGCCCGCUGGGCAACACAGACCCGUACUUCCUUCCCACGCUCCAGUCGCCCCAGUGCCUGGUGGACUGCUCCCGGCUGCAGCCGAACCUUCCGGGCUACCGGCAAAAGGUGAAUGACACUGGCUAUGAAUGUGAUGAGGGCUAUGCCGGGCUGGUGAAAGAGGACUGCUUCCUGCAGUUUGAUGGCAGCGAUCCAUGUGGUACCCCUGCGCUGCUGCUCAAUGGCUGUCGGCCCUUGGCCGACUGCCUAGCACCCAUGGUGGACCUUUGCCAAUUCGACGUGUCAGACUGCCAGCUGGUCGCCCGUGGGGACAGUUGCGAGAUUGGAUGCCGCGACCCCUACGGCGGCAUGUCUACGAAUGCGAGCUGCCCCAUGAACAACACCAACGCCCUGCAAGGCUUGCAGAAAGACCUGCCGUUCUGCAGCUUCCCGGAGUGCCCAGAUCCCGCGAGCCUCCCGCUGGGCUAUGUGCUGCAUCCGAAUGGCACGUAUGGAUGCGAUCGCGACUACAUAGGCGCUGCCGUGCGCACCUGCAGUGCCUUCCCGGUGGGGGGCGGGCCUCGCCUGGGCAACGCGGCCGCAGGACCCCAGUGCUACUCAGAGGCCAUCUUCGCUGGCUGCAAGGACUGGCCGGGCUGGCGGAGUGCCGGUUGA